Molecule: messenger RNA, 4920 nt
Organism: Centruroides sculpturatus (bark scorpion)
Lineage: Eukaryota; Metazoa; Arthropoda; Arachnida; Scorpiones; Buthidae
Product: mucin-5AC-like
Exons: 3
Coding region: 1-4920 (1639 amino acids)
Source: RefSeq, a predicted model, not a curated record
AUGUUACUUUUAGUAUCUGCACUAGAUAAUUAUAACAUACACGAUAGAUACAGAAGCACUGUAAUCAGAAGUGAUCGUAGACACACAAAUGAAUACAUGAAAACUUUUGAGAAACUUCGCUGUAAUCAACAAUUUUGGAUAAAGCAGUUUCAAGUACUAUAUGAAAUGGCUUCUAGAAUACCACUUUUCAAUCUUUUCAAUAAUAUUAGAAGAGAAAGAGAGCGUCCGAAAAUUCCUAUUAAAAAUUUCACUAAGAAGAAACGCCCUACCACGACUAAAACGCCAACAACGAAAGUUCUUGAAAAUACAUCAAGACUCACGCCUUCUACAGAAAUCAAAGUUGGUAUUCCAACUACAACAGGAAUACCUAAGAUCGCUACAACGAAAAAGCAGAAAUACACAAUAAAAAUAUCUACUUCAACAGUAACAGAAUUGACCAAGUCAAGCACAAAAGAGUCGUCGACUUCAACUACAACAGAAACGUCCAUCUCGACUACAACAGAAAGGUCAAAGUUGACAACAGAAACACCGAUAUCUACAAUAACAGAAGCAUAUACUACGACUACAGUAUAUUCUCCCUCAUCGACUGCAGUAGAUUCUCCCUCAUCGACUGCAGUAGAUUUUCCCUCAUCGACUGCAGUAGAUUCUCCCUCAUCGACUGCAGUAGAUUCUCCCUCAUCGACUACAACAGAGAUGGCAAAAUUGACAACAGAAACACCGACAACAAAAACACCGAUAUCUACAGUAACAGAAGAAUCUACUACGACUACGGUAGAUUCUCCCUCAUCGACUACAACAGAGAUGGCGAAAUUGACAACAGAAACACCGACAACAGAGACACCGAUAUCUACAGUAACAGAAGCAUCUACUACGACUACGGUAGAUUCUCCCUCAUCGACUACAACAGAGAUGGCGAAAUUGACAACAGAAACACCGACAACAGAGACACCGAUAUCUACAGUAACAGAAGCAUCUACUACGACUACGGUAGAUUCUCCCUCAUCGACUACAACAGAGAUGGCGAAAUUGACAACAGAAACACCGACAACAGAGACACCGAUAUCUACAGUAACAGAAGCAUCUACUACGACUACGGUAGAUUCUCCCUCAUCGACUACAACAGAGAUGGCGAAAUUGACAACAGAAACACCGACAACAGAGACACCGAUAUCUACAGUAACAGAAGCAUCUACUACGACUACGGUAGAUUCUCCCUCAUCGACUACAACAGAGAUGGCGAAAUUGACAACAGAAACACCGACAACAGAGACACCGAUAUCUACAGUAACAGAAGCAUCUACUACGACUACGGUAGAUUCUCCCUCAUCGACUACAACAGAGAUGGCGAAAUUGACAACAGAAACACCGACAACAGAGACACCGAUAUCUACAGUAACAGAAGCAUCUACUACGACUACGGUAGAUUCUCCCUCAUCGACUACAACAGAGAUGGCGAAAUUGACAACAGAAACACCGACAACAGAGACACCGAUAUCUACAGUAACAGAAGCAUCUACUACGACUACGGUAGAUUCUCCCUCAUCGACUACAACAGAGAUGGCGAAAUUGACAACAGAAACACCGACAACAGAAACACCGAUAUCUACAGUAACAGAAGCAUCUACUACGACUACGGUAGAUUCUCCCUCUUCGACUACAACAGAGAUGGCAAAAUUGACAACAGAAACACCGAUAUCUACAGUAACAGAAGCAUCUACUACGACUACAGUAGAUUCUCCCUUAUCGACUACCACAGAAACGUCUACGUCUACAGCAGAAAAAUCCACUUCUUACGGAACAGAAACAGCUACUUCGAGUACAAUAGAAAUGCUGUCAUCGACUAGAGAAACAUCUACGACUGCAACAAGAGAAGCUUUCACAACAGCAGAAACGUCAACGUCCACAAUAACAGAAGUAAUUAUUCUGGCCACAACAAAAAUGAACACUUUAACUACAACGGAUAUGUUGAGGUCUCAAAAACUAUACCGAGGUCAACAACAACAGGAACAUUUACUUCCAGUACAACAGAAACGCCCUAUUCGUGUACAUCAGAAACCUCCAAGUCGCAUACAACAGAAACCUCCAAGUAGCAUACAACAAAAACCUCCAAGUCGUGUACAACAGAAACCUCUCAGUCGCGUACAACGGAAACCUGCAAAUCGUGUACAACAGAAACCUGCAAGUCGCGUACAACAAAAACCUCCAAGUCGCGUACAACAAAAACCUCCAAGUCGCGUACAACAAAAACCUCCAAGUCGUGUACAACAGAAACCUCUUAGUCGCGUACAACGGAAACCUGCAAAUCGUGUACAGCAGAAACCUGCAAAGAUGUUACUUUUAGUAUCUGCACUAGAUAAUUAUAACAUACACGAUAGAUACAGAAGCACUGUAAUCAGAAGUGAUCGUAGACACACAAAUGAAUACAUGAAAACUUUUGAGAAACUUCGCUGUAAUCAACAAUUUUGGAUAAAGCAGUUUCAAGUACUAUAUGAAAUGGCUUCUAGAAUACCACUUUUCAAUCUUUUCAAUAAUAUUAGAAGAGAAAGAGAGCGUCCGAGAAUACCUAUUAAAAAUUUCACUAAGAAGAAACGCCCUACCACGACUAAAACGCCAACAACGAAAGUUCUUGAAACUACAUCAAGAUUCACGCCUUCUACAGAAAUCAAAGUUGGUAUUCCAACUACAACAGGAAUACCUAAGAUCGCUACAACGGAAAAGCAGAAAUACACAAUAAAAAUAUCUACUUCAACAGUAACAGAAUUGACCAAGUCAAGCACAAAAGAGUCGUCGACUUCAACUACAACAGAAACGUCCAUCUCGACUACAACAGAAAGGUCAAAGUUGACAACAGAAACACCGAUAUCUACAAUAACAGAAGCAGCUACUGCAACUACAGUAGAUCCUCUCUCACCGACUACAACAGAAAUGCAAACAUUGAAGACAGAAAGGCUUACAUCGACAACAACAGAACCAUCGACGUCUACAGCAGAAAAAUCCACUUCUUACGGAACAGAAACAGCUACUUCGAGUACAAUAGAAAUGCUGUCAUCGACUAGAGAAACAUCUACGACGGCAACAAGAGAAGCUUUCACCACAGCAGAAAUGUCAACGUCCACAACAACAGAAGUAAUCAUCCUGACCACAACAGAAAUGAACACUUUAACUACAAUGGAUAUGUUGAGGUCUCAAAAACUAUACCGAGGUCAACAACAACAGGAACAUUUACUUCCAGUACAACAGAAACGCCCUAUUCGCAUACAACAGAAACCUCCAAGUCGCGUACAACAAAAACCUCCAAGUCGCGUACAACAGAAACAUCCAAGUCGCGUACAACAGAAAACUCCAAGUCGCGUACAACAUCCAAGUCGCGUACAACAGAAACAUCCAAGUCGCGUACAACAGAAAACUCCAAGUCGCGUACAACAAAAACCUCCAAGUCGCGUACAACAGAAACCUCCAAGUCGCGUUCAACAGAAACCUCCAAGUCGCGUUCAACAGAAAUCUCCACGUCGUGUACAACAGAAACCUCGCUCAGACAGGCUGGCAGCAUGGAGUUUUCCGUUAUCUGCACUAGAUAAUUAUAACAUACACGAUAGAUACAGAAGCACUGUAAUCAGAAGUGAUCGUAGACACACAAAUGAAUACAUGAAAACUUUUGAGAAACUUCGCUGUAAUCAACAAUUUUGGAUAAAGCAGUUUCAAGUACUAUAUGAAAUGGCUUCUAGAAUACCACUUUUCAAUCUUUUCAAUAAUAUUAGAAGAGAAAGAGAGCGUCCGAAAAUUCCUAUUAAAAAUUUCACUAAGAAGAAACGCCCUACCACGACUAAAACGCCAACAACGAAAGUUCUUGAAAAUACAUCAAGACUCACGCCUUCUACAGAAAUCAAAGUUGGUAUUCCAACUACAACAGGAAUACCUAAGAUCGCUACAACGAAAAAGCAGAAAUACACAAUAAAAAUAUCUACUUCAACAGUAACAGAAUUGACCAAGUCAAGCACAAAAGAGUCGUCGACUUCAACUACAACAGAAACGUCCAUCUCGACUACAACAGAAAGGUCAAAGUUGACAACAGAAACACCGAUAUCUACAAUAACAGAAGCAUAUACUACGACUACAGUAUAUUCUCCCUCAUCGACUGCAGUAGAUUCUCCCUCAUCGACUGCAGUAGAUUUUCCCUCAUCGACUGCAGUAGAUUCUCCCUCAUCGACUGCAGUAGAUUCUCCCUCAUCGACUACAACAGAGAUGGCAAAAUUGACAACAGAAACACCGAUAUCUACAGUAACAGAAGCAUCUACUACGACUACAGUAGAUUCUCCCUUAUCGACUACCACAGAAACGUCUACGUCUACAGCAGAAAAAUCCACUUCUUACGGAACAGAAACAGCUACUUCGAGUACAAUAGAAAUGCUGUCAUCGACUAGAGAAACAUCUACGACUGCAACAAGAGAAGCUUUCACAACAGCAGAAACGUCAACGUCCACAAUAACAGAAGUAAUUAUUCUGGCCACAACAAAAAUGAACACUUUAACUACAACGGAUAUGUUGAGGUCUCGAAAACUAUACCGAGGUCAACAACAACAGGAACAUUUACUUCCAGUACAACAGAAACGCCCUAUUCGUGUACAUCAGAAACCUCCAAGUCGCAUACAACAGAAACCUCCAAGUAGCAUACAACAAAAACCUCCAAGUCGUGUACAACAGAAACCUCUCAGUCGCGUACAACGGAAACCUGCAAAUCGUGUACAACAGAAACCUGCAAGUCGCGUACAACAAAAACCUCCAAGUCGCGUACAACAAAAACCUCCAAGUCGCGUACAACAAAAACCUCCAAGUCGUGUACAACAGAAACCUCUUAGUCGCGUACAACGGAAACCUGCAAAUCGUGUACAGCAGAAACCUGCAAGUCGUGUACAACAGUAA